UCCCCGCCCGGGCGCGGGGGUUUUGUGGGCUCGCAGGGCGGGCGCCCGCCUCUCCCCGCCCCGCACCUCCACCGCGAGGGCAGCCGCCGGACCCCGGACUACUUUCUGCAGCGGAGGCAUCGCGGUGUGCGCGGCCGCGCGAGGCGCCGCCGGUGCCGAGGCUCACCUCAGGCGGGGCGGGCGCGAGGGCGAGGGCGAGGGCAGCCGGCCCGGCGGGUGGGCUCGGCUCGGCUCGGCUCGGCUCGGCUCGGCUCGGCUCGGCUCAGGCUGCGAGCAGCAUGGGCGGCGCGGCGGCGGCGGCGGCGGCGGCGGGGCGCGCAGGGGCGCUGGCGCUGGUGCUCCUCUGCCUGGGCGCGGAGCUGGCGAGCGCGGGUGGAAAGAAAUCUUACAGUGGGCCAUGUGGGGGCCGUGAUUGCAGUGCUGGGUGCAAAUGUUUUCCAGAGAAGGGAGCGCGGGGUCGACCAGGACCAAUUGGGAUUCAAGGACCAAUUGGUGCUCCUGGAUUUACUGGACCAGAAGGUUUGCCAGGAGCAAAGGGUGAGAGAGGAGCAGUGGGCUCCCCUGGACCAGCUGGACAGAAAGGCGAUAAGGGCCCAAUGGGAGUUCCUGGAUUUCAAGGCAUCAAUGGGAUCCCAGGUCACCCUGGCCAGCCUGGACCCAGAGGUCUGCCUGGCGUCGAUGGCUGCAAUGGUACCAUUGGGAGUCCUGGUGUUUCUGGAUCAGAUGGGUUUCCUGGCAUACCUGGGCUGCCUGGUCGUCCAGGUCCCAGAGGUCUUAAAGGAGAACCUUUCUUUGCCCAAAGCAGCCUUAAAGGAAUGAAGGGAGAAAAUGGUCUUCCUGGGUUGGAUGGAAUUUCUGGCCCAAAGGGUUUUCCAGGUCCAGCAGGUUCUGUAGGCCCUAUAGGUUUGCCAGGUUUGCAGGGUCCAGUGGGUCCCCCUGGACCACCAGGUCCAAAAGGUAACAUGGGAUUAGGCUUUCAAGGAGAGAAAGGAGAAAAGGGUGAUGUAGGACUGCCUGGCCCUCCAGGUCCCCCACCAUCCACUGGAAUACUUGAAUUCAUGGGAUUCCCAAAAGGGAAGCAAGGAGAAAAGGGUGAGCCAGGCCCUCAAGGAUUCCCUGGAGAAGAAGGAUUGCCUGGCCUGCCGGGUUUUGGAGGUGUUGGAGAAAAAGGAGAAAAGGGUGUCCCUGGCUUGCCAGGUGGCAGGGGACUGCUGGGACUGGAUGGAUCUGAUGGGAUUCCAGGGAGAAAGGGUCAUCCAGGUAUUCCAGGCUACCCUGGACAUGAUGGAGUGGAAGGCAUGAAGGGUGAAUUAGGUGACAUCGGUCCCCCAGGCCCUCCUAUCGUUAUUGACAGGGAAGGUGUAGUCAUUUCAGGUGCCCCAGGUGACCCCGGGACCCCAGGAAUUCCUGGCCCUCCAGGAGAUGAAGGAAUCAGUGGUUUACCAGGCCUUCCAGGAGCUCCAGGAUUUCCAGGCCUGGAACAAGAUGCAGUGGGCCCUGGAGGGUCUCCGGGUAUUCCAGGUGUUAAGGGUGAAAUAGGAGAUCCUGGAAGAGCAACGAUUGGAUUACCAGGCACUCCCGGCAGAGUUGGUUUACCGGGCCUGCCAGGAGCACCAGGAUUGCCUGGUUCACCACGCCCUUCAUACUUCCCGGACACAAUCUUUGAUGGAAGGCCUGGGACCCCAGGGGAGCCUGGACAGAGAGGGCCACCAGGAGCUUUGGGUCCAAAGGGGUACAAAGGAGAGGCAGGUGAUUGUGCUUGUGAUGGAGGAGCUACAAGAGCUGGACAAAAAGGCAUCUCAGGUCCACCAGGUGCACCAGGAAGCCUUGGUGUGCCUGGGAUUAAAGGCAUCAGAGGAGACCCAGGCACUGUGGGGGCACCAGGACUGCCAGGUCCUCCGGCUUCAGCUGGUCAGCAAGGUCUUCCAGGCCCUAAGGGAGAAAAAGGAGAUCCAUCCUAUGCAACAGGCAGAGGUGCUCGUGGGGACCGUGGUGCAACAGCACCCAGAGGACCUUCAGGCAUCCCAGGAAUUCCUGGCAGAGAGGGACUUCCAGGCUUGCCAGGCCCUCCAGGCCCUCCAGGUGAUGGUGGGCUAGGUUUCCCAGGUGAGAAAGGACUGCCAGGAUUACCUGGCUCCAAAGGCCAUCGUGGAGAGACUGGUUCUCCUGGCAUUGGAUAUCCAGGUCCUAGUGGAAUACGUGGGCUGCCAGGUGACCCAGGAGUGGAUGGUUUUCCAGGACAACCAGGUCUUCCCGGCCCUCCAGGUAUCACCUUGCCCUGUAUAGUUCCUGGAGCAUAUGGUCCACCUGGGACUCCCGGCUUUCCAGGAUUGCCAGGUUCUAAAGGCGGCAAAGGCUUUCCUGGCAUUCCAGGGCAGCCUGGAUUACACGGAUCAAAAGGACAGCCAGGGUCUCCAGGAAUAAUAGGCUUGCAAGGGGGACCAGGCUUCCCUGGGUCUCGAGGAGAGCAGGGGUCACAAGGACUUCCAGGACUAGAUGGAACGGAUGGGUUGCCUGGGAAGAUGGGUGCUUCAGGCUUAACUGGAACUAAAGGAGCUCCUGGAGAUGUGUUUGGUGCUGAGAGUGGAGCCCAGGGAGAGCCUGGCAGACCUGGAUUCCCAGGGGAUAAAGGGCUGCCUGGGGAUCUUGGAUUUCCAGGACCAAAAGGGGUAGACGGGAGACCAGGCCUCCUGGGUAUUAAAGGCGAACAGGGUAAUCCAGGAUAUACGGGCAUCCCUGGAUCACGGGGACCUCCUGGUCCUGGAGGUCCUUUUGGCAUUAAGGGAAAACCAGGACCCAUGGGAUCAGUUGGCCUUGUAGGAGCACCAGGACUUCCUGGAGUCAAAGGACUGGCUGGAGAUAUAGGUCCACAAGGCCCUGCUGGUAUGAAGGGCUUCCCAGGUCUCGAUGGUGCUCCAGGAUCUCCCGGGGAACGAGGAUUCUCAGGGCCAGCUGGGCCUUUUGGUCAAGAUGGACGUCCAGGUUUCUCUGGGCCAAAAGGUGAGAAAGGAUCUCCUGGCCUGCUUGGUUUCCCUGGCAUGCCAGGCCUGCCUGGUGUCCCUGGGGUGAAUGGGUUUAAAGGAACUCCUGGCACAGCUGGAGGAAGAGGAAGCCCUGGGAUUCUGGGACUCCAAGGUCAAAAAGGCGACAGAGGUGAUGUAGGUCCACCUGGUCUCCCUGUUCUUAGGCCAUCAGAACAGGCACUGCUAUUCAAAGGAGACAAAGGGGAGCCUGGAUUAGCUGGACUUGGAGGAUUCCCUGGACCUAGAGGUGAUAAAGGAUUCCCAGGCAGCCAUGGACAGCCUGGUCUCCCUGGUCCAGCUGGGUCACCAAGCAGAGAGAGUGGUUCUCGUGGUGACCCAGGUUUCCCUGGUCCAUCUGGACGGCUUGGGCUGCCAGGACAGAAGGGUACAGCUGGCAUCAUAGGAUUCCCAGGAAUGCCAGGAGAGAGGGGUUCAGAUGGCAUUACAGGAACACCUGGAUUCCCAGGGACUAUUGGCCUCCCUGGUCCAAAGGGUGACCGGGGAGAGUCUGUUGGUGUUCCUGGCAGUGCUGGAACAAAGGGAGAGCAAGGGGACCCUGGGUUCCCAGGAGAGAGAGGGAGAGAAGGGCCCAAGGGUGAACCAGGAUACCCAGGAAGCGCUGGAGUAAAUGGACUCAAAGGUGGCCCAGGAGAUCUUGGCCAAGAAGGACCAGCAGGAAUCCCUGGAAAUGCUGGACCGAGAGGAAUCCCUGGGCCACCAGGGCCUCCAGGGCUGCCAGGAUCUGCCGGAUUCCCUGGAGCUCGUGGAACAGCAGGACCCAAAGGGUUUCUUGGAUUUCCGGGUUUAAACGGUCUGAAUGGCUUGCCAGGCACGAAAGGGUCUCCUGGAACACCAGGUCUGAGUGAACCUGGACUGAAAGGCCCUGCAGGUCUCCCAGGUCCAAAGGGUGAAGAAGGUUCUCCAAGCUUUGGCAGAGGGGCUCUGGGAUUCCCUGGACCAAAAGGAUCAUCAGGAGACAUGGGUCCCCCUGGUCCUGUAGGAUUGCCUGGCUUGCCAGGAACACCUGGAGUUUCUCUUCCUUCUGAUAUACCUGGGAGACCUGGGGAUGCAGGCCAGCCAGGAGUUGAUGGAAGUUCAGGUGUCCCAGGUCCUCCAGGACCACGAGGGCCCCCUGGCCCAGCUUCUGAUCAGGGUGACACAGGCAAUCCAGGUUUCGCUGGUGUUCCUGGCUUACGGGGCAUUAAGGGCGACAUGGGACUCCCUGGUCCAGUUGGGCUUCCUGGAGCAUUUGGAUUCAAAGGUAUAGGGGGUGAGCCUGGCCUUAUGGGGAUGCCAGGUAAAGAUGGGCCUCCAGGGGAUCCUGGUUACCCUGGGCUGAAAGGUGAAAUGGGCCAUCGAGGUCUCCCUGGCCGACCAGGGGCUCCAGGAAUAACCCCACAGCCAGAAAAAAUCACAGCUCCUGCAGGCUUACCUGGUCUGCCAGGGAUUGAUGGUGUCCCUGGCUUUGAUGGAGAUCCUGGAUUCCAAGGCCCAGUUGGAAAACCAGGUGCGAAAGGUCUGCCGGGCAGAUCUGGUUUGAAAGGACGUGAUGGUUUAACUGGAUCACCUGGCAUAGCGGGGGAUCCAGGACCUUUGGGUGCUCCAGGACCACAGGGAUUUGAAGGUGUCGCUGGAAAGCCGGGCUCGCUUGGUUUACCGGGAAUGCCUGGUCGGAGUGUGGGCGUUGGAUACACUUUAGUGAAGCACAGCCAAUCAGACCAAAUCCCACCGUGUCCCAUAGGAAUGAAUAAGCUGUGGGAUGGCUACAGCUUAUUGUACGUGGAGGGGCAGGAAAAGUCACACAACCAGGAUCUCGGUUUUGCUGGCUCCUGUCUGCCUCGCUUCAGCACCAUGCCUUUUAUUUACUGCAACAUCAACGAAGUGUGCUACUAUGCCAGCCGAAAUGACAAGUCCUACUGGCUCUCCACCACUGCCCCUAUCCCCAUGAUGCCGGUGGCGAGCGUACAGAUCUCCCAGUACAUCAGUCGUUGCUCAGUGUGUGAAGCACCUUCCCAGGCUGUGGCGGUGCACAGCCAGGAUAUCACCAUCCCACAGUGUCCUGUUGGCUGGCGCAGCCUGUGGAUUGGAUACUCCUUCCUUAUGCACACUGCAGCUGGGGCAGAAGGUGGAGGUCAGUCCCUUGUCUCACCUGGCUCUUGCCUGGAGGAUUUCCGUGCUACUCCAUUCAUUGAAUGCAACGGUGCUAGGGGAUCAUGCCAUUACUUUGCAAACAAAUACAGCUUCUGGCUGACGACAGUUGAACAGUCGCAGCAGUUUGUCAGUGCGCCUCCCUCAGAGACUCUGAAAGCAGGACAGCUUCGAACAAGGGUCAGCCGUUGCCAAGUGUGCAUGAAGAACUUAUAGUAGUAAAAAUGCAAACAUCAACAGAUGUGUAAGAGUUUAGACAUCACUGAUCUGAAGAAAGACAAAAUGCAUAAACCUGUUUUGUGUGUGGUUGAUGAAUGAAUCAAGGUGGCCAGAAUUCUACCAAAAUCAAGUGUCAAGUCCAGGAGUCGGACUUCACAGAGAAGCGGGAGAAACUGCUUCUGAAACCUCUGUUCUAUGAAACAUGGUGCUAUGCUUUUACUUUUGUUUUGUUUUUUUCCAUUCAUGGCUACCUCAGAAAGUCUCUGUGAGCUUCCUACUCAGAUCGAAGAGUAACUAUAACUCACAUUACACCACUCAUCUGUCCAAGGCACAUAUCAAUUGUCAACAGAGAGACUUUUCAAAGGCUAUGCUUUACUUAGUGUCUUUGCAAAGCGUAUUUGGUCUAGUGUAAGGGAAUGAAGAUUCACCUGCCUAUGAAAUACAGACUAGCUAAAAUUAAUCAAUGCAUCAUAGGUGACUUAGAAAUACUAAGCAUUAAAGUUGAUAACUGACUUCCAUAGGAAGACUCAAAGGUGAAUUUGUUCUGCUUUGCUCAUUAAACAGAGGUGACAGUCUUUGGCUCCAGUGAUAUGUAAUUGGUUCUAAUCCAGAGUCAUAUCCAUUGUCUUUAAAGAGCCGCCCCAAAGGAAAAUGCAAUUUUUGAUGUGAAGGUGAGUUCAAAGCAUCUCUAGCAUUCCUCGUAGCCUUCUGCUGAAAUACACUCUAAGUAAAAUGCCUGCUUCAAGGUCUGUGCUUAUCUGCUUGCAGUCAAAUGAUAUGCAGCCACACAAAACGCUUCAUUACAGUAAACUUACUUAAGCUUUCUUUCUGAGGUAGCCCUGGCGCAGUUAUUUUUUAAUUACUGAAGUUCUGUAUAUUUAAAAAGUAGGGGCUUUACUAGAUAGCAUGCAAGUUUAUGCAAACAUAGAAACAAGCAGUUAUAGGAUGUACAUUUUUUACUUCUAAAAUCACUGUAUGUUGUGUUCUCCUUCCUCUGGACUUUAAUUCUGUUAGUUUAAAAACAAAAGUUAUUUCUAAUGCAGUGUUACAUUGUCACACUCUCCUUCUGGGCAUAAUCAAAGAUAAGUGCCACUAGUUGUAUUUUCCUAAUAUAUUUUGAGGGAAAGCCAUGAAAAAAGUAUGCUGAUAUGUGAAUUAUUUCAGUUGAGCUAAAGUUAUUAUUAUCAACUUCUCUUUCUACAUUGAAGCAUAUGAAAUCUUUUUAUACAAACAUUCCAAGACCUUUGAAAAAAAAAGUGCCUUACAAAUACACUAUCACCUUGGUUUAAAGAUUUUAAAGACAAAAGUCUUCAGAAAAUUACUAUUAAUGCAAGACUGAGGCAUUAUUUUAAAGUAUUAUUUCUUCCUUACUAGGUUCUAGGAGGUCUUGUCUCUGUCCAGUGAAGUACUUAAGAACAUGCUUAUUUUAAGCAGCUAAUAUAAUGUUUUUACUUUUAACAGUUAUUUACAUGCAUAAUAUAGUAGUAUCUUCCUGGAUCAGGGUCAGAGCUCUGCAUAUACUAGAGCUGAGGCACAGUGCAGAUAAGGAAAAAAUUUGUGAAGAACAAUUUAGUCUUUCAUUUAACUUCUUUCUACUUGCAAAAGAUCUUCAACUGUUCGUAUGUAUCUUGCAACUAUCUUUAAGGUAUUUUAAUGCUACAGAGUAAUAAUGCAUUUAUGCAGGGCAUCAAAUUUGCUUCUUAGCUGUCCCUGGAGAGAAAGAUCAUACUGUAUUUACAGCUUGGGUUAUGCAAGUGCAACUUUAGAACACUGUCUGCACAGUGAAGGUCACUACUUUCUGAAAAUUUGCACAAAUAACUGGCUGAAAAAUUCACUGUAGUUUCACACAUUGUGCUCCUUGGUGCUAUCAGAAGGGCCCUCAAUCAGGUAUUGUGUUUACAGGGACUUGGUUUUAUUUUUGAACAUGGAUACAUGCAAAUACAAGUUAAUAUUUUUUCCAGGAUCAGGGCCUUAUGCAUUUUAAGUGCUACUCAUCUUUAAGGAAUUGCUUCUAGUGCAAUAACCUGGCUUCACUGAUAUCAAUGUCCAAAUUUCCAUGAAGUUCAACAAAUUUGGCCUCUUCCCACACUGCUCACCCAUCAGCCUUUCUCGAUCAGAUGCACAGUGUGAUGAACUCCCCUCUCCAGCCAGUUUUCCCUUCAGCCUGAUUUCUGGAGAGCUGUUUACUCCAGCCACUACAGAAUACUUCUUCAAGGGGCCCGCAAGGGCAAGGCCUCCUCCCUGAAGAGCGUUUGCAUCCUACCUAAGAGCCAGGGAAGGGGAUGGAAUAAGCGUACGGUGCUCCACCUUUUUUUUUUUUUUCCAGCAGUUACUCCUUAAGACUGCAAGCUCCUCAGAGCAGGGGGCUUCAUCUUCAUUUCUGUCUGCAGGGGAGAGGGUAAAGUGCAGUAAUUCCAGCUGUUACAUGAACAAUAGCUUAGGAGUAAUGCUUUGUUUUAAAAAAACAAUAUGCAGCUAAUCCCUGAAGGGGAGAAAAAAAUAUGGUAUGAUAUUUUGUAAGUGUUUAGUUUCCAAACUGUGGUUAAUAAACAUUGAUGGCAAACAAGUUGUAACUAUGAUCUGCUUAACUGUUUUCAUGCUAGCCCUAGUCAAGAGGUGCAAGUGAGAGGAGACAGCAUUCAGUAUUUCUCUACGUUGUCAUUUAUUGGUGAAGAUGAAACUCUGUGAUUCGUUUUCAUUACACUAACAUGACAAAACUGACCAUAAUGGGGACUGUUUGAUAGUAAAAACUUCAGAAUGGAUUAAAAGAUCUUUGCCUUUAA
Molecule: messenger RNA, 8173 nt
Organism: Dromaius novaehollandiae (emu)
Lineage: Eukaryota; Metazoa; Chordata; Aves; Casuariiformes; Dromaiidae
Gene: COL4A6
Product: collagen type IV alpha 6 chain
Exons: 46
Coding region: 279-5387 (1702 amino acids)
Biological process (GO): extracellular matrix organization
Cellular component (GO): collagen trimer
Molecular function (GO): extracellular matrix structural constituent conferring tensile strength
Source: RefSeq, a predicted model, not a curated record